This is a messenger RNA of Teleopsis dalmanni, 3263 nucleotides long. It is a transcript of the gene CAP, whose product is annotated as sorbin and SH3 domain-containing protein 1. Gene Ontology annotation, molecular function: protein binding. NCBI's taxonomy places the organism in Eukaryota, Metazoa, Arthropoda, Insecta, Diptera, Diopsidae. The record is from RefSeq and is a predicted model, not a curated record.
GUAUUUGGACUCCAAAAAGUCAAACACCUUCAUCAUCCAUAAACGAUUUGCACGAAAUUCAAAGCACAAAAAUAAAUUCCGCACCACCAACUCCACCACCACCGCCAGCACAUCCAGUUUGGACACCACAACCAUCACCUACAGCUGGACGCAAAGAAUUCCGUCCUGUACGUUUUGAAUCACCGACACUACCACGCAGGUACGUUGUACAACAAAGUACACCCAAUGGUAAUGCCCAGUUGCCACCGUGGUCAUGUCAAUCAAACAGCAGCUCAUAUGCGCCCCCCUCGCCGCGCUCCACAAAUAGCUGCACGAACUUAAGCACACCCACUACAGUAUGCUCCAGCAGCACACACUUCAUAGACACCUACAACGAUACAACGGAUUUUACUAGUAACUUUGCUCCCAACACCAGUGUUUCGGAUAAAAUAAAAACAUUCGAGAGAUCAGCAUCUGCUUCAGAAUUAUAUCGUCCCUUUGUGCGUCGCCAGCCAGACACAAGCCGUCCUGCGUAUAGGCCCAAUGAAGUCAUUUAUAAAGUUAAGCACGAAUACUUGAGUGAACCGGAAACAGAAAACGAUCGUCCAAAAAAAAUGGCACAACUGGGCCGCAGACAAAUUGACGGCAUCGGCCCUGUAACCAGAGAUGGCAUGCCAAUUGUUCUCAGAUCGGAAGUUAAGGAACCUCACCAGCAUGAAUGGUACAAACGACUUUAUCAAACCAUACAUAAGCAGAAAAAUGGCGAUGAUUACGUGAUACGCUACAAAUGUCAAAGAGGUCCUCUUGCAUAUUCAACAGCUCGGGCACCACACAAAUCAAACGGUUAUCUGUCAGAACCUGAGCCGAAUUACGACUCCGAUUACUCUACUAUUAAAUAUCGUACAUUAGAUAGACGACGUCUUCAAUCGGUUUCUUCUGCUGCAAACGUCAGGAGUAACGCGAACUACCUUUACGACGAUAAAUCUUAUGGUACUAUGCCAAAUCCAGUUAAAUCAGGACAAAAUUCAUAUAAAAAUCAACCUGGUCGUAUUGAGAAUUAUGUAACUGGAAAUUCUUCCGUUUCUGAAAAAGAACAUAAAGAGUGGUGGGACGAAGUGAUGGACAUCUUUAAUGGGCAUUUGGAUCAAACGAAGCUGUCACCACAUUACACUGAAGGAAAUCUUUCCAGAGCAUUAGCCAAAGAAUCUGGUUACACCAGUGACUCGAAUCUAGUCUUUCGUAAAAAAGAAGUAAUACAAGGUAGCCCACUAAGUCCUGUUGAGCAGAAGCAAGCCUAUAAGAGUCUACAGGCUGGCGGUGAGCCACCUUUAUUAGGUUUUCGCAAGCCAGCUCCAGAGAAACCAAAAGAUUCUGAUAACAAUAGCCCAGUACCACCUCCACUACCCACAAAGGGCAUACCACUCUCAGAAUCUCCUAAUCGUUAUUAUGAAUCAGACGUAAAUAUUCAUUUUAAAACCCCAGUGCGUCAUGAAUUUAAGCAAUCACUCUCUGAAGACGAAUUAGCCAUACGUCAAGCCGAGCACAUGCAGAAACUUUAUCAAGAAGAACGUCGCCGCAAGUACUUACAAGAAUUGCAGGACAUGAAUUCUCGUCGCCAUACUGAUAAUUUCACACCCACCCAAAAGUCUCCAAUAUCACUUAAUCGUUACGAUGAUUUUCAAUCUGAUUUGGCGCCAAAACCUCCAAGCACAGCUUAUAUGAAAGCGGUAGCAAAAGCCUUAUAUAACUUCCAAGGACAAGGUGCCAGAGAAUUGACCUUCAAAAAAGGGGACAUCAUCUAUAUUAGACGAAAAAUUGAUGCCAAUUGGUAUGAAGGAGAACACAAUGCUAUGAUAGGACUUUUGCCUGCCAAUUAUAUUGAGAUAAUAAACAAAGAAGAUACACGUCGUCCACAAAGAAAGCCUUCAGAAGGUCAGGCUCGUGCCAAAUUUAAUUUCCAAGCCCAAUCAAGCUUGGAAUUAUCAUUAAAUAAGGGUGAACUGGUAACAUUGACACGUCGGGUGGAUGAUAACUGGUUUGAGGGAAAAAUAGCUAACAGAAAAGGCAUCUUUCCAGUAUCAUAUGUAGAGGUAUUAACUGACAUUGGUGCUGAAGAUAUUGCUGCAAAAACCGUUAUCACAGAGCAAAGCGUUACGAAUCUACGCCCUUCAUUGGACACAUUACGCACAAAUAUCAACCAUGAGUUCAAUGUUUUAACACAGAAUGGCAACCAACCACCGAACGGCAUAUUGAAGGAAACCAAGAAUCUACAUAAAACAGAUUUGCUACAUGUGGACACAGUUACCGAACAAUUAAAAUACCGUGCUCUCUACAAAUACCGACCACAAAAUUCCGAUGAACUUGAGCUGUUAGAAGGCGAUAUCGUACAUGUGCUGGAGAAAUGCGAUGAUGGUUGGUUCGUUGGUACCUCACAGCGAACGGGUUGCUUCGGCACAUUCCCCGGCAAUUAUGUUGAACGCCUCUAACCACAAAUAAGAAAUUUGUUGAAGGUUUUGUUGUUGCGUGAAGGAUCUUAUCUUCCACAUAUAUAAUGUUUAUAUUUAAUGAGAGAAAACAAAAUUAGUUUAAACACGAAAUAAUAUUAUUAAUGCUUAUAUUUUUGUUGUUGUUAAAACUUUAAUUAAAUUUGUAUAUUAUUUUUAAAAAUUAUUUAUUUAAACACGUUAAUGCUGAUAUAAUGAUAUUUUAACCCAGAUAAAUACUGAGAACUGCUACCGAAGUAGAAACACGUACAAAGUAAAUAUUUAUGGCUAAAAAUCUCCAAGCGAAUGUUAAUACAUAACUAGUCAAAGCUAUUCCCAAAUAUAACGUACCAUACGUGAAUGCAAAAAAAUAAAUUAUUAUUUAAAUAUUUUGAAUCAAAUUUUGAAAGAGAGAUUCACUAAAUAAAAAGCAUGAAAACAUAUUGAAAAACAAAAAUCAAGAAAUUGUUUACAUACAACUGAACUUGUGAAAAAUGAUUGCCAAUGCAGCUUAUGCCUAAAAAUGAUGCCAAUUAUAUAAUCUUGAUUAUAUAAAUAUAUAUAUAUUUAAUUCAUAAUAUAUAUAAUAAAUGUGUAUGUUUGUGCGAAAUACUUGAUAUUAUUUUAAAAUGCCUUUAACAGCAAACGAAUAUCUAUUACAGUGCCUUUCAAACUUUACUUAAAAUUGUUAUUUUUCACUCAAAUUACAAAAUUUUAUUGGCAUUACUAACAUUUCAUGGAAUAACAUUAAAACUGUUUAAAAAAUAUAUAAAAUAAAAAUUAUUUAUAAAAAUUGUAUGA